CCCCGGUGGCGGCGGCGGCGGCGGCAGCGGCUCGGGUGGCACCGGCGGCCCCGAGCCCGGAGCCGCGGCGGCCCCAUGCACCGGCCCCCGCCGCCGAGCCGCUGCCGAGCCCCGCACCAUGCCCGAGCCGCCGGUGGCAGCGCAGGAGGGCGACCGGCCCCGGCGGGCCCCGGCCGGGGAGGAGCGAACGGAACCGGUGGCCCCGACCGGCGUCCUGGAUAAGCUCUUCGGGAAGCGGCUGCUCCAGGCCGGGCGCUACAUCAUGUCCCACAAGGCCUGGAUGAAGACAGUGCCCACCGAGAACUGCGACGUGCUCAUGACCUUCCCGGACACCACCGAUGACCACACGCUGCUCUGGCUUCUCAACCACAUCCGCCUCGGCAUCCCCGAGCUCAUCGUCCAGGUCCGGCACCACAAGCACACCCGUGUGUACGCCUUCUUCGUCACCGCCACCUACGAGAGUUUGCUGCGUGGGGCCGAUGAGAUCGGGCUGCGGAAGCCGGUGAAAGCAGAGUUCGGAGGCGGAAUGAGGAGCUUCUCUUGUGAGGAGGAUUACAUCUACGAGAACAUCGAGAAUGAGCUUUACUUCUUCACCUCUCAGGAACGGCAAAACAUCAUCAGGUACUGGCUGGAGAACCUGCGCGCCAAGCAGGGCGAGUCGCUGCACAACAUCCACUUCCUGGAGGGGCAGCCCAUCAUCCCGGAGCUGGCGGCCCGCGGCGUCAUCCAGCAGGUCUUCCCGUUGCACGAGCAGAGGAUCCUCAAGCGGCUCAUGAAGUCCUGGGUGCAGGCGGUGUGCGAGGCCCAACCGCUCGAUGAGAUCUGUGACUACUUUGGGGUGAAAAUCGCCAUGUACUUCGCUUGGUUGGGCUUCUACACCUCGGCCAUGGUGUACCCUGCUGUGUUUGGGUCCAUCCUCUACACCUUCACUGAGAACGAUCAGACCAGCCAGGACAUCUGCUGCGUGGUCUUCGCCAUCUUCAAUGUCAUCUGGGCCACACUCUUCCUCGAGGAGUGGAAGCGCCGCGGCGCCGAGUUCGCCUACAAAUGGGGGACGUUGGACACCCCGGCCGAGUCCAUCGAGGAGCCGCGGCCACAGUUCAGGGGCAUCAAAAGGAUCAGCCCCGUGACCAGCACGGAGGAGUUUUACUACCCGCCAUGGAAGCGCCUCCUGUUCCAGUGCCUGGUCAGCCUCCCCAUCUGCCUCACCUGCCUCUCCCUCGUCUUCCUCCUCAUGCUGGGCUGCUUCCAGCUCCAGGAGUUCGUGCUGAGCAUCCAGGAGCUGCCCCGCAUCAUCCGAUUCCUCCCCAAGAUCCUCCUGGCCGUCAUCGUCACUGCCUGCGACGAGCUCUACAAGAAGAUCGCGUACUGGCUGAAUGAGAUGGAGAACUAUCGCCUGCAGAGUGCCUACGAGAAGCAUCUCAUCAUCAAAAUCGUCCUGUUUCAGUUUGUAAAUUCAUACCUGAGUCUUUUCUACAUCGGUUUCUACCUCAAAGACAUGGAGCGGCUGAAGGAGGUGAGGAGGGGCCGCGCCCGGGGGCAGCGGCGCCGCCCGGAGCCCCCCCCGGCACCGCCCGGACGGACGUCCUCGACCCGCCCCUGUCACCGUGUCCCCCCCUCCCGAGGGGGGGUGUCCCCGCGUGCCCCCGCCGCGGUCCCUGGCUGCUGCUGCUGCUGCUGUGCAGGGUCCCAGCUCCCGCUCCCGCUCACGAUGCUGGCCACGCUGCUCAUCACGCGGCAGUUCCUGCAGAACGUCAGGGAGGUGUCCCAGCCCCACUUGUACCGGCGCCUGCGCCGGGGGGACCUCAACCUCCACAGCCUCCGCCAGCUCGCCCAGGCCCUGCUCUGCCUGCUCGUCCCCCGCCGCCACCCCCCGGCCCCUUCCGACGGGCCCCGGGGCGAGAAGAAGUGUCUGAACGGCGGCUGCGGGGUGCCGGAGGAGGAGGAGGAGGAGGAAGAACGCCGGGAGUCGGACUCGGAGGAGGAGAGCGCGCUGGACUGCGGGCUCAAGCUGAAGAAGGUGAGCUUCAUCGAGAAGGCGGAGCGGCGCGGCACCGAGCCCGGCGGCGCCGAGGACGAGAGCUUCCUGGAGGAGGGCAGCCCCACCAUGGUGGAGAAGGGCAUGGACCCCGCAUCCGUGUUCGAGCUGUGCGAGGAUGAGGAUGAGGCCGAAGGUGCUCCCGGCAGCCCGGUCAAGGCGAUGGAGCCGGCAGUGGUCCCGCGGGCCGGGCGCAGGAGGAGGGUGGCAGAGAGCCGGGAGGAAGAGGAGGGUGAGGAGGAAGGGCGGAAGCGCAACCGGGCAUCAUGGAUCGACCCGCCGGAGGAGGACUACUCCACGCAGCUGACACAGGCAGAGGUGGAGAGCUGCAUGAAGAAGUACGAGGACACCUUCCAGGACUACCAGGAGAUGUUCAUCCAGUUCGGGUACGUGGUGCUCUUCUCCUCCGCCUUCCCCCUGGCUGCCAUGUGCGCGCUGGUGAACAACAUCAUCGAGAUCCGGAGCGACGCCUUCAAGCUGUGCACGGGGCUCCAGCGCCCCUUCGGCCAACGCGUCGAGAGCAUCGGGCAGUGGCAGAAGGUGAUGGAGGCCAUGGGCGUCUUGGCCAUCGUGGUCAACUGCUACCUGAUCGCCCAGUGCGGGCAGCUCCAGCGCCUCUUCCCCUGGCUCAGCCCCGAGGGAGCCAUCAUCUCCGUGGUGGUGCUGGAGCACUUUGCCCUGUUCCUGAAGUACAUCAUCCAAGUGGCCAUCCCUGAUAUUCCCGCCUGGGUUGCCGAGGAGAUGGCCAAGCUGGAAUACCAGCGCCGCGAGGCCUUCAAGAAGCAUGAGCGCCAGGCACAGCACCACUUCCAGCAGCAGCAGCGGCGCAAGCGGGAGGAGGAGGAGCGGCAGCGACACGCUGAGUACCAGGCCCGCAAGGAGCGUGAAUCCAGCCGGGAUGAGGCCAAGCCUGAGGCCACCGGGCAGGACCCGGCCCACGAGAAGAGCCAGGGCAAAGGGAAAGGCUCCGGGGGCAGCUCACACGGCGGCUCCGACAAGCCCAAGAGACCCAGCUCCCUCCUGGCCACCAACAACGUGAUGAAGCUGAAGCAGAUCAUCCCUUUGCAGGGCAAGUUCCUCUCUGGGGGGGCCGGGGCCGGCAGCACGGCCACCGCCAGGUCCCCCCAGUCCCCUACGGGCAGUGAGAACAAACUCCCCGGCUUCCUCAGCUUCAAGUUCCUGAAGUCCCCCGAGACUAAGCGGGACACGGGGACCGAGAAGGUGCAGUCGCCCACCAAGCCAUUCAAUCCCGGCAAGCUCUUCAACUUCGGCAAGUCCGAAGGGGCCGGGGGCAAUGGUGCCGUGGCCACCGCAUCCCCCCAGCCCCGGCCCGGCCCCUCGGUGGACACGGGUGAGCGGCCAGUCCCCAGCAAGUCCCAUCUCAACGGGGUGCCGGAGGAGGGGAGCCGAGAGGAGCCGGAGAGCCGGGCGGAGGAGGAGAGCGGGGGCUAUAAACUCUAACCGGAGCUCUGGGGGAGCAGGGAUGAGGGGGAAUGCGCACUCCCUUCUCCAGGCAGCCACAGCCAUCGUCACCCUCUCACCUCUCCUCGCCAUCCCCUGACACCAGGAGCUGGCCCCUCGCUCUGCACCGUCGCCCUGCGCCACGUCCCCUCGCAUCCCUCCAGCUCCUCCACUGGGACGCGCCGCAUCCUGCACUAGGGACACCCCAGCAAAGCGCCAUCGGUGCAAGCGGCGUCUGGCUGUGGCUUUGGAUUCAGAGCAUCCGACAGGUUUCCCUCCUGUGCCCCACCAGAGGUGUCCCAGUCCGGCUCUAUGCCGUGAGCCUGGGCCUGAGGAGGCUCACAGGGAGAUGCCGUGGUCCAGCCUGAGGAGACAAGGAGAACUCAGUGCUGCCGGAUCCACCAGGACCAGCUCACCAGGUUCAGCACCAUGCCUCUGAUAGCAGAGGGAUGAGACCGUGGCAGUGAGAGGAGCCCGAUUCACCCGUGCCUACAGCUCCUGCCAUACAGCCAUCGCUCCAUCCCGCUCCUGGCAGCCUCCACGUGGAUUCCUUCCCAGUACCGGGACAUUGUCCUGCCCGAAGCCCGGCCGGGAGGGGGGGGGCAAGCGCCAGCACCCGGAUUCUCAUGCAUGGGCAGCAUUUCUUGCACUAAAACCCAAACAAACCCCAACGCAAGCGACUCUCUGCUCUGCUUCACGGGACGGCAGAGCCCGGCCGGGUGCGGGCAGCAGCCCCAGCCACUGCAACGCGAGCCGGGACCGGCCCUUUCCCGCUCCGCUUUCCCAUUUCCUGGAAUGAUUUCGCAAUAAGGCACUCGCGGAGGUUGUGCCGGAGCCCGGGAGAAGAAGCGGGGCCGGGGGGGGGAAACGCGAGCUCUGGGCAGGGGCAGGGAGGGGGGUGGGAGCAGCUUCGCUUCUGCCGGGGCCGGUUUUGCCGCCACCGGGUCUAGUCUUAGCGCUUGAACAGCCGCGGCUCUGCGCCGUGCUGCUUCGCUUUGGGGAACAGGACCCCAUAGGGGACCCCAUCCAGCCCCCCUCCUGCUCCCAGCCACCACCCAUCUCCAAAGCAACCAGGGGAGAGGCGGGGGGCGCCGGGGGCUGCCCCAUCACUGUGCCUGGUCCAGGCCCGGGCGGCCUCACAGGGUCAGCACAUCCCUCUCUCCCUAAGGCCUGGGCUGUAGAAAACAUCAGGUUGUUGUUCCCCUCCCUUGUUUCUCUCUUCAUGUCAUGUAAUAGUUUUGUUUGUCUUCAAAUCAAGCCAUUUGAUACAGCAAUAAGGGCGAGAGAGGGCAAAGGCUUUAUCCGCUGCUCCUGCGCUGCGGAUGCUCUCCAGGUCCACGGGCUCCAUCUCUCACAAGCGCUGGGGACAGCCCCUGGGAGCGCAGGGGCCACCCUGGCCAUGUCCCAUCCCAGGAGCACAGGAUGCAGGAGAGAUUUCUGGGGCGAGAGCAGGGAAAAGGGAGCACCGGGAAGCUGGGGCACAGUGAGGCCGGUACCACCGCAGCCAUGCCCCGGAGAGUUAAACCACAGCAGAGGGAGGGAGCCCAGCCCGGCUGGGGGCACCAGGUAACCCAAACCCCCCCCCGCCUCGGCUCAGCACCCUGCCUGCAGCACCCUGGGCUCUGCAGAGCCCAAAGCUCAGCCCUCGCCUCCUGGGUCUCCAUGUCACUGAGUUCCUGUGCUCGGGGUCAGCUCAGCUGUGCUCCCCUAAAACACACACCGGGCUUAAAGGGAGUUCCUUUAAUCCCGUUUCCCUCCUGAGAGGAACAGUCCUGGCCCCAUCUCUUCCCAUCCCGCUUGCAGAGGGGAGGGCAGGGCCCUGCUGCCCCCAGGACCCCCCUGCCCAGGGCAUUUUUAACCAUUUCUCUCUAUAAUAAAGUAUUUCUACAAGCAGGCGCCCGUCUGGGAUCUCCCUCUUUGGGGCAGUCGCUGUGCCAAGGAGGGAGGAGUUUGGGUUGGUUUAUUCCUUUCUGUGUUUUACUGCGUGGGGAAUUUAAUGGAAGGGAAGGGGGUUAUUUAUUUCUUUUUAAUUUAUUUUGUCAUAUUUUUGUAAAACCUGCAGAAAUGCAAUAAAAAUCUAUUUCAACA
Strigops habroptila (Kakapo) is the source of this 5587-nucleotide messenger RNA. It is a transcript of the gene ANO8, whose product is annotated as anoctamin 8. Gene Ontology annotation, biological process: chloride transmembrane transport. Lineage: Eukaryota; Metazoa; Chordata; Aves; Psittaciformes; Psittacidae. Gene Ontology annotation, cellular component: plasma membrane. Bases 119 to 3499 code for a protein of 1126 amino acids. Gene Ontology annotation, molecular function: chloride channel activity. The transcript is spliced from 17 exons. The record is from RefSeq and is a predicted model, not a curated record.